AUUGGCAUAAUUGGUCCGGUAAUCAAAAGAGCACCCCUACCAAAAUCUUUCGACCGAAAAAUUUGCAAGAUAUAAAAAAUAUUAUUGAAUUAGCGAAAACGAAUCAUAAAAAGAUUCGAUGUUCCGGAUCCGGUCAUUCUUGGAGUAGUUUAAGUGUUACCAAUGAUUAUUUGGUACUUAACGAAAAUUUGAAUAAAAUCGAGAUUAAUUAUAAUGAAAGGUUGAAAAUUUGGACUGUUACCACCGAACCUGGUGUGAAGUUCAAAGACCUUGAUAACGCUUUGUCGGAACAUAACCCUCCGUUAACUUUAACUUCCGCAACGGUAUUGGAUAACGUGACAACUGGAGGAGUGGUCGCACCCGGUUGUCACGGUGCGAAAUGUGACAAUGCAACCAUUCCGGAUAAAGUAAUCUCAAUCCAAAUCGUUACAUCUUCCGAUGGAGAAGUUCAUGAAUUUUCGGAUGAAAUAGAUCCUGAAGAAAUGAGCGCUGCUAGAAUCAAUUUGGGUCUCUUGGGGAUCAUAUAUAAGAUUACUUUCGAAGUUGAGCCAAUGUUCCAUUUAGAGAUGAUCGAUACCACCCCAGACAUCAAAACUGAUUGGAACGCGUCAAACAUAAAGAGAAUCUUUACAGAGUCUGACAGUCUUGAAAUAUUUUAUUGGCCAUUCAAUACUCCUGAACUUGAGGAAGAGAAUGACAAAAUUUGGAUAAAACAACAUAAAAGGACACAAGAUCCAGUUGAAAAGUCAGAGGGCCACCUCAAGUUUGAACGUGUUAUACAGACUUUGUCGGUUAAAUUUGGCGAUCAUAUUUACGAUUUCAUGACCAAACUUCCAACCUCUACACCUUUUAUAACUCAUCUUCUUUUCGAAGCUGGGGUUCAUGAAAAUGAUGUAGUUUUGUUAGCUCCGGACGCUAUCCAUUAUCAAGCCGGUAUCAGCAAUAUUCCAUGUUUGGAUUUGGAAUUUUCCAUCAAAGUUGAUCAAGACUUUUCCAACGUUAUCGAAGAAGUCAAUUACAUCGUUAAAAGGGUUCGUCGUCAACUUGAUGCUUAUUAUCAUCUUUUCUGUAUCAAAAUUCUCAAAUCAACUCAACCCUUAAAAAUCUUUAACACGUUUAAACAGAUUUACGAAGAAGCCAGCAAAAAGAAUUUCCCCGUAAACUUGACAGCUGAAUUACGAAUCAACAAAUCAUCACGUUGCUUAUUAGCUACGACAUACGACAAAGAUCCGGAUGUGAAUUUCGUAAUGCUUGAAAUUUUAUCUGUCAACGGCACAAAAGGGUUUCAAGAAUUUUCCAUUGAAUUGGCCGAAAGAUGGAUGUCAAAGUAUAAUGCUCAACCACAUUGGGCUAAAUUGUGGGAAUACGUGCCAAAUAUUAUACCACACAUAAAAAAAUGUUUAAGUGUAGAUGACCGUCUUAAUAGGUUUGAAAAAGUUCGUGCUAAAUAUGAUCCUGAAGAAUAUUUCUUUGAUAAUAAGAAUUUAAGAGAAAUUUUCGGUAAGGAAUGA
This is a messenger RNA of Funneliformis caledonium, 1511 nucleotides long. Lineage: Eukaryota; Fungi; Glomeromycota; Glomeromycetes; Glomerales; Glomeraceae. The record is from the annotation of a GenBank genome assembly.